AGUAUAAAAGCUGUCGGGUUGUACUCUUUCAAAAAGAGCGCAUAUUAGUAGCUUAAAGGUACAUAUUGGUACCAAAAGUGUAAAUAUUAGUACCGUUUUAAAGGGUGCCUUCCCAGUGACAGCUUUCAUUCCAUUAUUUUCCUGAGAGUGUUGUGAAGAAAAAAAAAACCUUUUGGAACCUUAAUUUUUAAGAGCGUAAAGGUGUAUUUUGUCUAUAUUUAAAGUCAGGCAGUAUCUGUUUCAUCGCUUUGGAAAACACACUAAUUCAUUUUAGCAAUCGCAUUGCCAUGGUUUGCCAUUUAAGGGACAGAAACUCAUCCAUGUUACUCAUUGCAUUACUCGGACAUUGUCUCCGUAAUUUGUUCAAACCCCAGAAAACAUAUAAAAUAUAUAAAGGGCAUCACCAAAUUCAAACCUUGCAUGUUGUAAAAACCACAUAUGGAAAGUAAAAACUUUCCCAAAUACUGUCUUUAAUGCAAAUUUGAAGGGCCCGAAUGGAAAAUGUCAAAUUAUAGCAUAUAACCUUCACAUAAAUGUGACCUAAAAUCAGAUAUUAGCACACAUUGCUUCCUUAAACAGUGUAAAUGUGAAGUGACCAUCAUCAGGUAGCAUAACAUGAGAGUUGGCCAUACAGCUGCCACUAGUCUCCAUUGGUGGAGAUCACUUCAUUGUGAAGAGUGUGCGGAGGAAAGAAAGAACUACAGCUCAGGACAGAAACAAAAGGCAUCCAAAGCAAAGUGCUGACCGCAGCCGGGGUCUGUGAAUCAGGGAGCCCCAUUGAAGCAGCGCCUGUAUAAAUAGCCCCACAGAUGCCUGAGCAGGAGACCGCGUGGUGGAUUCCCCUCAACGCACACAGCUCAUUCUAUUGGGUCAGUCAGCGCUGAUAUAUCUGAAACAAUGGCUCUGACAAACCCUAUGUCAAUGCCCAUGGGACCAUGGAAGAUUACUGUUUAUGACCAGGAGCAUUUCCAGGGCAGGCGUUGCGAAUUCACCGCCUGCUGCCAGAAUAUCAUGGAGUAUGGAAUGGAGACUGUCCGCUCCCUGAAGGUGGAGUGUGGCGCCUGGGUAGGUUUUGAGCACUCUACCUUCAAUGGCCAGCAGUUCAUCUUGGAGAAGGGAGAUUACCCUUGCUGGGAGGCCUGGAGUGGAAGCAAUGCCUAUCGCAUUGAGAGGCUGAUGUCCUUCCGCCCCAUCUGUUCUGCUAUGCACAGCGAUUCCCGUAUGAUGCUUUUCGAGUGUGAGAACAUGAGUGGAAGGCAGUGGGAGGUGUGCGGUGACUACCCCUCCCUGCAGGCUAUGGGAUGGUGCAACAACGAGGUCGGCUCCUUCCAAGUCAUGAGUGGCGCCUUUGUAUGCUACCAGUAUCCUGGUUACCGUGGUUACCAGUACAUUAUGGAGUGUGACUGCCACGGAGGCGAGUACAGGCACUACAGGGAGUAUGGUUGCCAUGCUCAGACCCCUCAGAUCCAGUCUAUCCGCAGGAUCCAGCAUUGAGAGGAGUCAGCCGUGUCCUUCCUCCCUUCCCUUCCCUCCCCUCUUCCUCCUUCUGAGCCCUUCAAUCCUCCACUUCCUCCAUCCCUCCGUUCCCAGCCAUGCAAGAGGGUUUGUUGACCAGGAUGGCAGGCUGAUAUACUGGUGCUACACCAAUGUAACAAGUCCACAGCACUUUUUGUACCCACUACACAAGGAAAGAAAGACAAACUAUUGACGGCAGGAACGAUGAGAAAAAACCCCACAGAAGAAAAAGUCCUGUAUGAUUCCAGCCGAACGGACGUGGUGCGGUUAGAAGCCGGGAGUGUCGCUCUACUUUCGUCAUGACUUGAUCAUCAUGAUCGUAGCCAUUGCAGUUUUCAUGGUCAACAUCUGUACGAUAUUUGAUGAAUAAAGAACAUGAGCAUAAAAUCUACGGAAACAAAAAAAACAGAAUACUUGAUAUCAGCUGACUGUGGUGUGUGGAUCUUUCCUGACUUUAAGUGAACAUUAGGACAAACAUUCAACUCUCACAUCAGUCAAUUUCAGAUGAGCAUAAAGCAAGAAGGUGUAAUGAAUUGUCUAAAAUUAAAAUUUGAAAUGAAAAGA
Megalobrama amblycephala (Wuchang bream) is the source of this 2079-nucleotide messenger RNA. RefSeq names its product crystallin, beta A1b (gene cryba1b). Bases 898 to 1494 code for a protein of 198 amino acids. The record is from RefSeq and is a predicted model, not a curated record. Gene Ontology annotation, biological process: visual perception; lens development in camera-type eye. NCBI's taxonomy places the organism in Eukaryota, Metazoa, Chordata, Actinopteri, Cypriniformes, Xenocyprididae. The transcript has 6 exons. Gene Ontology annotation, molecular function: structural constituent of eye lens.